Molecule: messenger RNA, 1158 nt
Organism: Malassezia japonica
Lineage: Eukaryota; Fungi; Basidiomycota; Malasseziomycetes; Malasseziales; Malasseziaceae
Exons: 1
Coding region: 1-1158 (385 amino acids)
Biological process (GO): protein ubiquitination
Cellular component (GO): cytoplasm
Molecular function (GO): ubiquitin protein ligase activity
Source: RefSeq, a predicted model, not a curated record
AUGCUGUCGCCCAGGGCCACACUCGCGAUGGACCUGCGGGGCUGGGGUCUUUCGAGCCCCACCCACCCAGGGGAGCCCGGAAAUAGGAGCUCGGUGGUAUCUGGGGUCGCUCAGCCACAGAAUGAAGCAGUCGAGACUGCGCCCGAGACGCAAGAGGAGCUCGUGCGCCUAUACGGCCCCGAUGUCGGCGACCACUUUGCCGACCAGCCGCCGGCGAUCCACGCACCGCUUCCGACCAGCACAAUAGAGACGUGGAUCGAGCGGGAGAGCGCACAGCGGGUAUCGAGUUUGGACCUGUACGUGCACCUCCACCGCUCCACCGCGACGCUCGGCGGCGCCCCGAACGCCACGCCGUCGCCCGCCACGGCGCUCGCGGCGCCGACCCUGUCGCUGGACCCGGCGACGCGCACCGCACUACAGCUGCCGGGGCCGACGCACACGCUCGCGAUCGCAUGCGAUUGCGCCGCGCCGCGCGCGCGCCUCGACCUGUACGUAGUGGGCGCCCACCGCACCGGUGCGGUGGGUGUGCCACCGGUGCGUUCGUCGGGAGGCGCGCCGCACCCUGUGGGGUGGUGCAUAUCGUCGUGCGAUGUGGUGCACGGCUUUGAGAUGCGCGUCGUUCUCCCUCUUGUUCUGGAUGGCGCGUGGGCGAACGACCUAGACGACGGCCCGAUCGAGCUUGCGUUAAUCAUCGAGGCCCUCGACGAGGACGGCCAGGCGCUUGCCGAGCCCAACGCGCAGACCAUGCGCUUCUUUGCAGAGCCGCGCGACGGUACGUGGCGCCUGCGCAACGGCGCGCAGUCGAUCUAUAUUUCCGGCUUUGCUAUGCAGCUGCACCAGCUCUUUGGUAUGAGCGCGCACCAAGAGCACGGCGCGCACCCCGACGAGAGCGCCGGCGACGCAUCUACCGCGCCGAUGCUCGCAGACCCCGAUCUGGGCAGCGAUGCGACCGAGUGCCCGAUUUGUAUGACGCUUGCGCCAACGACCGUGCUGCUCCCCUGCACGCACGCCCUGUGCCUGGAGUGCGCGGUGCGUGUGCGCGACAGUGUGCAAAAGUCGCGCGCACACGACCGAGCGCAUGGGCGCGUGCCGCGGCUGCGGUACGCGUGCCCCAUCUGCCGUGCCACGAUCCAAUCGAUGCUCGCCUUGUCCCGUUGA